Messenger RNA from Durusdinium trenchii, 4623 nucleotides. Lineage: Eukaryota; Dinophyceae; Suessiales; Symbiodiniaceae. The record is from the annotation of a GenBank genome assembly.
AUGUGGCAAAAGUUCCAGGAGCAAGCUGAAGCGGAUGAAAAGAGCCGAGAGCUUCAUGGCCCCAACGGAGUUGCACAGCGCAAGGAUGGGCUGGAUAUGUCCUUGCAGCAACUGAUGAGUGACGCCUCACGCAUGCGCUCGCAGCUCAAUGAGAUUGGAUUGCAACUCGGUCGUGGCGGCCGUGAGAAAGCCCUAGAGCACCUGAAACAUGCUGUGCCACGAGAUUUGCGAGAGGAGUUCCGAGAACAGCAAAAGGUGCUACUCGAACAAAAGCGGGUUUUGGACCAGCUUCGCCACGAGCGGCUGGCGGCUGAAGGGGACCAGUACUGGCUGCAUCGCAAGAACCGGCUUGAUCAUGCAGACAAUGUGGUGGGCAAGCCAGGUGUUGACCCAGCUGUGCCUCCUGAAGAACUCUUGGAAGCUCAUCAGAGAAUGCGCGCGAAUCCUAUGGACGAGCGGAUGUACGGCUGGAGCGAUCCUCAAGUGGCUGUUCCUCCUCAGGAUGGCUAUGUGAGUGCGGAGAUCCUGCAAGUCUCACGCCGACAACAACCUGGAACCGUGGCGGAGCUUUGCAUCAUUGACAAGGCCGGCGUGACACUGGCAAGAAGCAUUGCUGACUUUCCAGAUGAAGUUGGAGAGCGCUGCAUGAUGACGGUUGCAAUUCCGGAGUCAAUUGCAGCAGGAAGCGCAACUGCAGAAGUGUCCCUCCUGGGUCCUAGCUGGCAAAACAGCUUGAGAAUCACAGUGUCGGAACUUUCAGCGGGCGGUCGCCCUGAAGAAUAUUCCAUGGAUGGUGAGAAGCCAUUGACUGCAAAGAUGAUCCUGUCUUGUGUGAAACCUCAAAAUGAUCAAGGGCAACGUCUUCAAGCACGUCGGGUGGUUGAGAAUCCAUCCAUUUGCCCCCAUUCUGACUUACCAGGCUCCUAUCCUGAACUCCCUCCCUCGGAUGCACAUCGCCGCUCCCUGAAAGCAGCAUGGCAUCGACAGGGCCGCCCUGACUACUUCCACGGUGUGGAUGACUCGUAUAGCCUGGCAGCGGACCACGAUCGUCGGGCAAGGGCUGUGGCCAUGCGGAAGAGAGCUCCCAUCCGAGCAAAGGAGGAGCCAGCGGCAGCUGCCCUGGGCCCUUCAGGCCCUUCAUCCACAUCUCCGCGGUCAGAGCAGCCCGUCACAGGUGGAUUCUUCUCUGGAUGGGAGGAGCCGGAACCUUUGGAGGACACAGAAUCCAGGGCCAGUGGCUCUUCAAGAUGGAGAAGAGACACAGAUCGCUCUCCUAUCACUGGAGCCAAUCCAAUUCGAGAGUCUUAUUGGGCUUACGAAGAUGGUCUCGAAGAGAGCCAGGCAGAUGGCAGUCGCAAUUCACAUGGAUUCGCUGAACGUGGCCCCCCCGAGGAGCCUGCCAGAAGGCCACUGCAUGAUCAGCUAGGAGAGGAGAAUGUAGUCAUGACACCGGGCUUUGGCACUGGCUUCCCUUACGGCAAGAAAGGAAUUCGCUCAUUGGGCAGUGAGGAGCAGACGACCCCAAGGGGCCGUUCGCAGUCGAAGAAGAAAGCGAUGCCAAGGCCCUACUUUGAAGCAGAGCCCGACGAGAAGCCAUCUGACUGGGUGCUGCCAGAAUUCCCCUUCGCUGCCUUUGCUGGCUUUGGCUCCUCAGAGCCAGACCUCAAGGAUCAAGUGGCUGAGGAGCCAGUGGCCGAGGAGGAGGAAGAAUCUGUGCCCUCGAGCUUUUUUGCAUCCUUGGCCAUGCCAUUUGUCGCAUUUGCUGGGUUUGGAGAAGAGCCAGCAACACCACCAAAGCCACCGGCACCACCGGCUCCCAAAAAGCCGCAGGCGAAACCCAAGCCUCCAGCUUCGAAGGUCAAGGUCACCAAGCAGUCAAAGAAGACUGCUGAAGAGGAGCUGAAGGCCAUGACGGAGGUCGAAUGGCAGCCUUGGGCCACCUAUGUCGCAGAUCAGGAGGACCCAGUGGAAAACCUGGAUAGCGUCGUGUUGCCACUGCGCCCACCGCAUAGCUCGCGGAACCUGGAUCAGCUCUACAGCAAGCUGUUGCAGCGGCAGAAGGAUGGAAAGUUAGGACAACGCAAUGUCGGGCAGGAUGUACUGGAGUUGGCAGCCCGCGUUGCCAAGUUGGAGACGCUUGCGCCAAACUUGCAGCAGCACAAUGAGGAGGAAGAAGAGGGAGCAAAAAAGAUGAUGACGGCCUAUGCAGCCUUGCUCCUGGACUCCCUGCAGCAAUAUGAAGACAGUUCUGUCUUGGGACUCUGGAUUGUAGAGGCCUUGACUACCCUCCACCGCGCGGGAGAUGCGGAUCAGCAAGCAGAGUUCUCUGUGCCCUUCUUCAGGGCCUUUGUUGGUGUGGCGUUAAGGUUCCAACAAGCCAACUAUCCAAAUCUACACAUGCGAGUGCUGCAAGGUCUUGCAGAAGUUGGCAGUCCAGACUGCAGACUUUGUGAUCCUGGCUUGCUGGACUAUGUCUUGGAUCAGCUGGACCAGAACCGGAAUAAGCUCAACACCUUGACCACAGAGCAUGCCCUGGCCAUCCUUUGCAUGCUGAGAUCCCCGAUUCGUGUCGGCGAACAGAUCCGGCAUUGCCUCCUGGUGCUGCGUGGUCUGAAAUCCGAACAGCAUUUGUGCACAAGAGCCAUGGUGACCACAGCUGAACUCUACAGCGUGGUGGACAAGCUUGUUGACAAGGAGAGGGCAACAAGAGAGCAAGGCGGCAGCUCGGCAGGCGUUUUUGACGAAGAUGCUCAGACCGCCUUUGUGGCGGACCUUGGGGUUCCUCAAUCUGGUGUGGACAUUCGCUUGGUCGCCACCGUCAUGGACCUGUACCCAACCAACCGGAAGCUGGCAGGGGCCGCUGUAAGGACCUUUGCGGCCAUGGGCAAGAUCACAGGCAAACACCUCCAAGACAUCGUUUCAGGGGAGGUUCGGCCAAUCUCCAACGCCUUGCACGAGCAUGCUCGCAGCCGUUCCGUGAACCUCCACGUCGCAGAGUUGAUACACCUGAUGGCCCAACAGAGGCCAGAUUUAGUCUCUGAGGGGCUGAUUAUCAUUGCAUGCAAAUCGUUGAGAAGUUCCACGCGAGAUGCCGAGAUUGCCACGCACCUUUUGCAAUCUUUGGAGGUUUUUCUGAAGGCAUCACCCAAGGGCAAGGGCACGGCAGGGCCUACAAACUUAUCCCUGGCGCAAGCGUUGCCUUUUGAUGUAUUGGUGAAGAUUGGCGAGACUCACUUUGCCAACUCUGAAGUGAUCAGGCCACUUUGUUCUUGCAUCGAUUUGCAAGCAACAUCGUCCAAAGACUAUCGGGAUGACUUUGUGAAUGCUGGCACAGUUGCCAUCCCCCUGCGUGUCUUCGACCAGGCGGAAGUGCACUCUCCUGAAGCCUGUGCCUCUUCUGCUGCAUUGCUCAAAGAGUUGUUGAUUGAGUCCCGCAAGGCCGCCAGUCAAUUCAUGGAUGCAGGAGGGCCUCGACUGAUUCUCAAUGUCCUCAGCAAACAGUCCGACAAUGCUGCUGUGGUGCAUCAUGCAUUGUCUGCACUUGCGGUGGCAGCUCAAUUUGUACCUGUCCGUCGUGCAAUGGUGCAUCCAGAGCUACCUCACACGCUGACCUUCUUUGAUCAGAUUUUUCGUCUUGCCGAGGCGCACGUCGGGACCAUUCCAGACAUACUUUGUUGGGCUUGCUUGGCGGCCGGUGCUUUAUCAGAGUGCGAGCAUGAGGAGAGUCAGGAGAUUAUGCGGAAAGCCAUGAACAUGGAUUUGGUUCAGGCCAUGCUUACGAAGAUCCACUCGAACUUCUAUUCCCAGGUAGACAUGGUAUUUUGCCAAGAGCUGAUUUCAAUUGCAGCCAAGAGCAACUUGUCAGACCGCAACAUUCUGGCGGCCACCGGGGAGAUGCUAAAGAUGCCAGCCCGCCGCAAGGACCUGGCAGAGCCACCCAAGAGCUUUCACGAAGAGACGGUGACAGUGGUCCCAACGCCCAGCAAGGUUCAAGGGGAUUGGCAUGAGCCUUUGGAUAUUUUCGCCCCGCUCCGCCGGUUGGGAGUCGGUGCUUCUCCUGAUGAAUUUGGGGCUGCCAUUACGCAAGAGCAGAUCGCGGUUUUGCAAGGCUGCAAUGCAAGGGAGUGUGAGACGUACUUGAAGCAUACAGCAGGUGUGGCAUUUGCACCUGUAAAGGCUACUGUCGCCAGCCAAUUCAUGAAAGCCGUGAAGGAAGAAUUCCUAGAUGGUCACAAGGGGUCCGUGGAGGUCUUCAUGAACCGACGCGGGCCACCCGAAGAAGGAGAUGAUGGAGAACUCUAUGAAGGUGGGUACAUUCUCACCACAGAUGAGCAGAGAUCACUCAGACCCUUCAUUCAGCGUAUGCGAGAUGCACCUGAUAAGGAGAAGGAGUACAAAGAGAUUGAACAUCGGUGGAAUGUGAAGGCUGCAGAAGAGCCAGAAGAGCAAGGAGGCUUCUUCACCAGUGUUUUUGGAGACGGAGAUGCGAGGAAUCCCGAAGCCAAAGCCAAGGCGCCAGCGCCAGUAGCACCUCCCAACGCGCAGGCUUCGCAGCCCAACCCCCCAAAAGCGGCAGGGAAAGCCAAAGCCAAACCCACCCAGGAUGAGGACGAGAGUGACUGA